UUGACAAGGAUACCAGCAAAAAGAAGGAAGUUUUGCCUCAAAAUCCACAACCUGUUGAACAGGUGACAAGAGUGAUCCCCUUCAGCUUGACUGCAGCUGAAGAUUCAGAGGAGGAUGAAAUAGACUCAGUAUACCCCCUGAGUAAUGCCAAGAUAAAGAAGGAAGACUUAGUAGUCGCUAACAUUGGGUGGUGGUGCUGUAAAUAAGAGAAUCACUACAACAAGAAGCAAUAUGUGCAAGAUCUGCAACAUCUUUAUCUUCCUCACAAUCGUAAUCGUAAUGGCUUCGCUGUCAUUUUUCAUUUCGAGCAGAGAUUAUUGGAUCAGAAUUUCGUUCUAUGGAGAUAAAGUCGUGAAAAAGAACUAUGAUGCGAUGAAAGUGAGGCAGAUCGAGUUUAAUACCCAGAACUGCAUUGUAUACCUACUUGAAAAGGAAGAUCCCAAGAAUAUUGAAUUGACAAUCAGUGCUGAGAGAAAUGCAAAGUUGAAUCAGAUAUUGGAAGGAAAUAAAUUAUCUGUCUCAGUGAAAGCAGAAACUGGAGGUGCAAGAUGCUAUGUAAUGGCAAAGAUCCCAGGAGGGCAAGUUCUUGAUAAAGUAUCCUUCACAUUCGCCAAGGAUAAGACUAAGGAUGUUAUGGUAUAUGAUCAUAAAGAUGGCAGCAAAUGGAAAACACCUUUGGAUAUCAAGGAAUUCAGUGUUAGUGUAGAUGAUUCGAGUCCUAAGUUUUUCAUUGAGAAUGGGCAUAAAGUUCAUCACCUGUUUAUUCAAGGAGAUUAUUGUAUUUGUAAUUUCCAUAAAAUGAUUAUUUACAACAUGGAUUUUAAGGUGGCCUUUGGAAGUCUAUCAAUUAUUCAAGGCCAGAGCAUAUCCCAGAACAAAAUUACUGUCCAAACUCCCCAUGGAACCCAUUGUAUUGCAAGUAAAACUAUAAAUACUGUUGACAGUAACUGCCCAGACCAAAAGCAGAGGGAUAUAGGCAUCACUACCAAAAUCAUUGAUACUUCUAAAUACUGCAAAUCCGAACUUUACAUGUGUUCUGAUUUAGCAGAGGAAUGUCCUCAGGCUAAAGAAAUACCAGAAGCAUGGCAAGGCAACUUUGACAUAACUCUUAAUGAUGGUCCUGUUCAGAUACUUAUUGAUGGUUCCACAAUAGAGAAUAGUGUUUCAUACAAUCCUACUUUAGAUACUUUUGCUGUGAGCUCUCAAAACCAGUUGAGAACAAAUAAGGAAGAAUUUAGCAAGGAGGAUAAAGAUCCUAAGAUAUUCAUCUAUGAGCUUGUGAGUCCAGGCUACUCACAAACGUGGUUACAUUCCUUCCUCAAGCAAUAUCUGCAAGCAAGACCUUGGGUGAUUUCAUUAUAGUUUCCCUUAAUUUCCUAUCUCCAGAGUACAGCUAUAAUACUUUGAUACAUAUACCGGGAAGGGAGUGCCCUAACCCUCCAGUUUUGCCUAUUCUCUCAAGAGUGCAGAUCUCUGAUAAGCUGAAGGAGCUUAGUUUUAGACAAGCAAAGGAUUCUUUUGUUGAAGUUUCAGACAAUAAUUAUCACGAGUACUUCAUGAACGCUGAGAACAAACCCAAAAAGGAAACUGUAAGCUUCAUUGAUGGCAAUCUGCUAUUAGUCUUGUGUUUCUGCACAAUGGUCAUCGCUGCUGUCAUCAUGGUAGUAGCUAUUCUCUUUAUCGCAAUUAAACUCAUGGCUGGCUAUGAAAAAAGGUAUAAUAAAGAUCUUCAGAGAGCAAAGAGAUUUUCUGAGGCUAAGAGAGAAAACAGGAAUCAUGAAUCUGUCUAUUAUUACCAAGCUGAGAAGAAACUGAGGGAAAUGAAGAAGAAGACAAAGUACCUUAGAUUGGGGAUAGUAUCCUCAGCUAUUGUAGAAGUAGACCAAGAAGACAUUGAGGGUGAUGAGAGUUUAAGCAAGAGGAUCACAACUAGCAAACUAAUACAUCUUUCCUUCUUUUAAAACGGUGAGUUUGGUCUUGGACUAUCUCGAGAGAAGGAACACAAACUCGCUCAAGAAGUUCCUCAGCAGCAUCAAAGUUGAUGAAAGCCGUUUCGAAGGAUAUGAGGGAGAGGAGAUUGGUAGAUUUGAGAUGAGAGCUAUCAGAAUGGACAGCCUUGUUAGUAAAUACCUUGAAUACUGCACAAGAUUUGGAUACAAAGCACUCAAUAUUCAUGAAAAUGAGCAUAUUUUUACGAGUAAAGGAUACCUGGUUGAGAAAAUCCAGAACAGUUCUACUUCAGCAUUCACUCACAUCCGCUGGAAGACUUACUAUGAGAAAUGCAAGCAUCAGAAACUGAAAAGAAGAGGGCUUAGCAAUUCUGAGUACAAAGUAAAGUCAGAUAGCAUUAUUCUCAGGUUCUUGUACAGUGAAUGCGUCAGAAGCGACAAUGACUCAGAUUUCAUUUUACAAAGAGACCUUGAGCAAAAGUAUUUGAUGUACUGUGAAGAGAACGAAAUUCAAGAGAUUGAUAGAGCCAAUAUUUCAAACUCAAAGAAGCUCAAAGAGUUUGGAGCAAUAUAUAAGGAGAAGUUCCCAGUUGAAUACGUUCUUGGCAUUGCAGAAACCUACUCUGUCAGCCUUGAUUAUGAGAAAUCAGUCCCAGGGCUAGUCAGAAAAACAGCAGGAGAGAGAAACAGAGGAUGGCUUGCGUUCCUUAGGUAUGAUGCUGAAGGGCGGCUUCAUCCCUUUUGGCAAUUCUGGAAAACUCUCUUCUGGAACAUCUUUUCAAGCUUGAUCUAUUUCGUCCUAAUCUUUGGGAUUCCUUUGUUGUAUCUCCUCACCAUCACUUGAUUCUUACAAGAGAUUAACUUUAUCCAGGAAGAUAUAAAUGCACCUGUAUUCAGGCUGAGUGACAUCUUCAAUGCCAGCUCAUUUGACUUCUGGUUUAGCCAUCUGCCACAUAAAUGGUUAUUCUUCCUUCUGCUUGGAUUAGCCAUCUGUUCCAUAAUGUCUGGCUUGGUAGAACUCAUUCUGUUCUUCUUGACAGACACCCCAAAUACAGGUAAAUAUCCAACUUUGCUAACCUGGGAAAGGAAAGUCGUCAACGGAGUAUUCUGGUCCUUUUUGAUGAUAUAUCUUGUACUGUACCUGACGUACUUCAGCAUUAUACUCCUGUGGUGCAUCCUUGGGUCUAUCCUGAGUCCUGCAAAGUUCUUGCCUAUAUCGACAGGAGCAGCUGUGCUGGCAGCAUGAAUUUAUUACUUCUAUGCAACCAUUACAGAUGUUGACAAGAACCUCAAAGACACCAUUGGCAAGAUCGUAGAUGAGCAGCUGAGGAAUACAGUCAUCAAGAAUAUUAGAGAGAAUAGCAGGAUGAAAGGGAUCCUUGAGCAAGUAGAAAACCUCCCUCAGAUCACUUUCAAUAAAGCAUUUAAUGUGUUCAUGGAGCUUAACGAUUACCCGAUUGUCAACAGAGACCUAACUGACGAGAUCCUGAACGGAAAUGGAGGUGUCUUGGUGCAAGUCCUGAACACUAACAUGGGUAUCGAUGAGAAUGUCUCACUUGCUCUGGUCGGUAUCGUGAUGAACGAUACUUCUCUGAUACUUGAAUGAGUUAACAGCCUCUCGAUCCAACUAAACCUUGAUCCAACAUUUAACAUGAUCUUCACUGAAAUUAUCCUGGAAAGCUAUCAACCAAAUGAGAGGGAUACAAAGGCUAUCUCGAACUCAGUCAUUCUUUCUACGAAGAGGUGUUGCAACCAGUUUUUCCCUGGCUUCCAAACAGAAGUAAUUGAUGAUGUGCUCAGAGUAGUUUAUGACAAAAAGAUAGAUCCGCUGAAGGAGCUUGCCGUCAAGUUUGGAGUGCCAACAGAUAUCCUCGAAAUAGGCAUCCAUCUGAUUAAGCGUGAUAAGUUUACAGCCCAGCACUACCUAAAUGAUUUCUCUGAGAGUAUUUUGCCAAAGGAAAGCAACAACCUGUUUGUCCUCCUCAAAAGAUUCUGCAGCAAAGAUGUUUUUGGAAAGAAUAAGAAAUUAGGCACUUUGUUGAACCUUGAGUUUGAUGUAGCAAUAGACCUUAUCUUUGCGAUGUGUGUUAAAGGAAGAGACUCAGGAAGGUACUCUCUUCUCAAAGCAACAUCUACCUUAUGAAAGGACUCCAAGCAUGCCGCUUUGAGUCGGGCAGAGAAAGCACUCAAGGACAGAUACGUCGCCCUUGGAGUAGCCACUUCAGGAGAUAGAGUAGAUGUGGAGAAACUUGCAAAGAACUCCAUAUUUGAUGUUUACCACCCCUCUCUGAUCUCGCUAGUGAAAGCUUCAUUGGGAGAUAGGUUUUCGCUGAAUCAGAUUCUCCAUAACUUGAAUUUGGAAGAGCAUUCAAGAAUUGUCACAGAGAUGGCAGAAAUGGUAUUUGAUGAGAAAAUCGAGUUCACAGACAUUUCCAGCAGACUAAAUGUCCCCCAAGAAGAAAGUAAUUCAAUAUUCUAUUCCGAUUUGUCUUGAAGAUUACCUCUGUGAUUCAGAAAAUUGAAAGAUGUACAAAUAUUAAAAGUCAGAAAGGAUUCUAAUCCUAAUAAGGCCUCCCCCUGUGCAGGAAGCAAGUUACUCUCUUUCACUAACGAUAAGAUCGAAUCUAAAAACUGCUUCGAUGAAUUGGUCAAGCAUGAUUUAAUUGCAGACAAAUCUUUAUUCAAAAAUGUCAGAGGCAAUAACCUUGAUGACCUCUUCAAUUUGGUUGAACUAGAGUACCGAAGCUGUCUCAAGAAUGGCAUUCAGGAUAUCAAUAAACAAACAUUCAAGGAGAUUAGCAAGGACUUGAACACCCUUACUAACCUGGUGACUGACAACGUGUUCACAACUCUGAAAUUUAAAAGCAGCCAAAGGAAUUGUCUCGAAGCCUUGCUAAACUUGCUCAUGUCAGUGAUUUAUAAGUCAGAGAAGGAGAAUUUGAGCUAUGAGCAAAGAGAAAUUUAUGAGCACUCUAUCAAGAUAGUCAGCAAUAUGCUUGAGAUAAGAGCAGAAAUCGUUGAAUUCAUCAUAGACUUGUUCUCAGGGGAGCCGUACCGGAUCUUUGGAUUCCCAUGUCCAAAGCCAAAGAUAGAUAUCCCAUCCUUUGGAAGUAAGCUCCCCAUGGAUAAGUCAAGGGUCUAUAUCUUGAGUGACGCACUGAGGCUGACUUUUAAUCAGGUUCGCAAGAUUGGUGGAAUCUGGACAUACAGUCAGAGCGCGAUCAGAGAUGUGGUUAAGAGAACUAACGAUCACGAGCCCAGUGAGACUGAAACUCUCUGUGAGAUCCUUGGAGUUGAUCCACGCUUCUUCGAAAUCUUAACAGAGUAUUGCACGAACAAGGAGGAAGAGAUCUCUCACACCUCUACCAAGAAGGAUAUCAGUGAAUUCACUGUUACUUGUUUCACACAAUUAUGGGAGGAGGUAGAAUCUAGCCAUGAAGAAAGCAAGGAUGGCCAAGAUGAUCCUUGGGGACUUCCAAGUAAGAAGGCCAUUUUCUGCAACAAUUUUGUCGAUGAGAUCCACAAUAACUCAGAAUUAACUCCAGAGCACAAAGAUGUAAUCACGAGGACUUUCGAGACAAGUUUUGAUGGCCAUGAAGGCAUGGUCAAGACCGCUGCAGUUAAAGGUGACAGAAAGCAACUUCUCAAAAUUUUCAAAAUCUUAGUUGAUCUGGUGUACAAGAAGAAAUUAGGAAGCGUUCUGAAGGUCGAUGAUGAUGAGUACAAACUACUCAGGAAUGCAAACGAGUUGCUAGAGGAGAAACAUAAAGAUUGCUUACUUGCUUUUAUAAUGAUAGGGAAAUAUCUUAAGAAAAGCAAGGGUAUGCGCAAUGAAAGGAACCUGAUUAAAUUAAUACACCUGCCGGCAUUGAUACUGUUCAAUGGGGUAUGCCUGACCUCCUCACUUAAAGCUUUGCCUCCUGAUAGCCCAGCGCUAAAGGAUUUCAUUGAGGUUCUGCAGACAUUAGUCACCUCACCAGGAAAAUUGAACAAGCUAUAUAAUGAAAUAGGAUAUCUUCUUCCAUGACUAUUGGAAGUUGGAUUCUUCGAUUUCUUAUUUAGCGAACUUCUAAUUAACAAAGAUAGAUUUAGUCAAAACCAGAUCAACUUUGGAACUAGGAAAUUGAUGUCAAUCAUGAUUGCUUUCUCUAUUCAUGACCAAGAUAGCGAACUUCUGAAAACUAAUGUCGUGAGCUUAAGUAAUGCGAAGUCAAGAACUACUAUGAAGGCUCUUCUCUCUGUUGUCGAUAAGAACCCAUCUGACGAAGAAAGUUUGAAAGGAUUCUUUAAAAUCAUUGGGAUUGAUCAUAAACUGGCUUAUAACUUGCUAAAAUUGUCAACCCUGGACCCUAGAAUUGACUCAUACAAGGGGUGUUACAAUAUUCUGGAGAAUCAUUGCUCAAACCCCUCUCUUGUGUCAGCAUUUGUAUCCCUAUUCAAGAAAGAUGUGUCUAACCUAGCCAUUAUUGCGAACACUUUAGGAAUUGACUUGCAGAACUCGUUGCUAGUCAUGUCUCUCGCUGUCAAGAACACAAAGAUUCCUUGGGGUAAACUUGCACAGAGAUUGGGCAUCAAGAACAGCCAUGCCUUAGAGAUCAUUGCCAGGAUCGCCUGUGGAGAUAUCAAAGUCCUGGAGGGCAUCAUGCUUCGAAAUAAGGACACUCUGACAGAGGCAAAGUACUCCCUCCUCGAAGCCAUGAUGACAUGCCAGGAGGAGAAAGUUAAAAAGUGGAUGUCCCAUGAGACUAUAAACUUCAGAAGAAUCUAUAAAAGCUGAGACAUCAUCUCAGAUCAAUUCUGAGAAAAUCUAGGAAUCGAAGAACAAAAGUUUGUGAUGCCAAGAGUCCUUGAGAGGGUAGAUCGAAUCGAGGCUAAUGAUUCCCGGGCCAAGCUGAUCCACGCCAAAACAUUCACCAGCAAAUCCUCAAGAAAUAAGGACGAACUUAUGCACAGAUUGCUCGAAAAUGAUUCUUUGAAAGAAGAGGAUAAGGAUGAUUCCUACGUAGAAGAAAUAGAAAUGAGCGAUCUUGACCUCCAAUCUCGGGAUGGCUUUGAGCAAGACAAGGGCAGCUCUAAAGAGCUGCGUUUCAAAGUCCCUAAAAUGGAUCAGGGCAAGAAGUCUGCUUCUACUAGUAUCAAGGAAGUCUGCACUCAGCUGAUAUUAUUCAGCAUUGGUGACCUCGAUGCUACCAAUUCAGUAUUUUCUAAACUUAAAGAGCUCUACAAGAAGAGGGGUAAACAGAUUCCAUACACCAUCAACGAGUUGCUCAGGUUCCCUUAUAUGAUGUUUAAGAUAUGUGACAAGACAUCUUUCACUUAUGAAUGAUGGCGCUUAGGAGCUGAAGGGAAAGUUAUUAAGAAAGUCAGAGAUGUCAAAGACCCAGAUGUGCUCAGAGCACAUCAAUACUUUACAGCAUCAAGGGCGAAUAGGUAUGAAAAAGAAAUCUUCCCAAGAGAGAACGAAGAUUCUACUCUGCUCACACUAUCUGAAGUGUGGCAAACUCAUUUCGAAGAUUAUAAAGAGUCGUCUCUCAACGAUAUGGUGGGCUUGAUGUCUGAAGUUCACGAAGACUUCUCAAAAUCCGCGAAUAAAGAUAUUUUCUGUACUUUUAAAGUGACUAAAUUCUACGAAAUGAACCAACAAUACUAUGAAUGCCACAUGAGCGAUAAAUCUACAGUAAACCUGUGUCUCGGAUGCAUCAAUUUCUGUCAGUUCGAUUCCUUGUGUAAAUCAACCCAAAAGGAAGAAAGCAAAGAAAGAAAUAUUUCAGGAGGUUUGAAGUUUAUCAAAGUGAUUCCAAAGAAAAGAGAGACUAUUUGAGAAUGAGGCCACAACCGAGAGCUUACCGAGAAAAUAAAUGGCUGCACUCUUGAGAAUUUUGAAAGAAAAUUCGACAACAAACUAAAUCAGUGCUGCUUGGGAGACCUCGAACUGCAGAAACGGAGAAGGAAGUUUAAUAUUGAGGGAAGAUUCAAAUCCAAGGGAGAGCGAAACUACAGUUUUAAUACUGAAGUAAUACCAGCCCCAGCUGUCAUCGGGCCAGAUCCAAGAGAGAUGCCUCCAAACAAAGUAGAAGUUUUCAAGAUUGCUGAAGAAGAUGUGGGAGAGAUUGAUGAUGCACAACAAGAAGCCAGAGAAGAGGCUAAGGAAGAAUCUAAGCAGCGGAGCUCCCAGCUUGAAGAGGAACGUGAAGAAAGAAUCACCUUUAAUACCAAAGAAGAUAUGGGCUCCUUUGGAACUGAAAGCUACCAAGAAAGUGAAUCCAGUGGAGAUUUCGACGAAGACUCUAUUGACGAAGGAGUCCUAUUCCAAGCUUCAGAGAACAUGCAGCGUUUGGAUCAUUCAGACCUAGGAAGCGUGAUGUCUGAUUCUAAACUCCCAGGGUCAAAAAGAUUAGUGAAAUUGGGUGAAAUACCAGCUGACAGGUCAUUUGAUGGGAGCCAUUAUGGUGCUUCUAAUGAUGAAGAAUCCAGUGAAAGCUCAGUAAGAAAUGGAGGGGGAGAAGUUUUGAUUCAAGACCAUAAGAUGAUUGUUGGAGAAAGCCUUGAAACAGGAGAUCAACCAAUAGGUUCACCAGGUAAUAACGCAAUGACUUCUCCAAUAAUUGAAGGGGAUCAGACCCAACAACCUUCCAUCCCUGCCUUAAGAAAUAAGAAACUCUGGUAUAAGUUCCAGAACAAUAGGAAUUAUGUGAACGUGCUCGAUCUUUUCGUUGAAGAUCUCAUUGAAGCAUACCCGAUCACAGGAGUGAGUCCUAGCAAAAUGAUGAUGUUUGAUGAACACCUUGGCAAAGUGGUGCAUCUGUACGAACUCUUGUGUCAAGGAUACAUCUCUCCUGCAUAUCUGAGGUUCCUUACAGUCAAGAGACGAGGAGAUGGGCUUCUCUACAACCUAUAUAACAAGUCAAACCCAGGAGAUGAUAAAUUCUUUGGAUUCGUAAGCACCUGCUUCUCAUUGCUCUUCGGAGAAUUUGGGCAGUUUAUAAAAUAUUCAGAUUGCUUUUUGGAUGAGAUUGGGAUGCUCGACUCUAAAGAUCUAGACGCCAAAAGAACAGCAGUAAAGAUUAUGAUGCUGCUUCACGACCCAAGUUACUUCACUAAAUGCUUCCUUCUCAAAGGUAUGGGAGAUAUCUACAACGGUACCUUCUCUAGCCUGUUUGGAGAGAAAGCAGAUGUUGCCCAAUUCCUCCACGCUGUCGUUGCAUCCCAGCCAGGCGCUCUACUAGAGAGGGUGAAGGUAUACGACUUGGCUGAUUCUCAGAAUGAAUUUGGAAAAGGCAUUAUAUCAAGGAAGGAACAAUUCAAGAGCUUUCUGUUUGAGAAAUGCAACUUCGACGAUGACUGUUACGACUGGCUUAAAACUCUCUUAUGUCUUGUACUAGGAAAUACCGAUCGGAUUAACUUCAUUGCCAGAGAGUAUGAAAUCACAACUCCUCUGAUGGGGAUCUUGAAGGCCCUCUGAUCCAGAAGAGUAACUGAAAUGGACCAGCUCUUCAAAGCCAUAGGGCAAGAGCCUGGAAUCGGUUUGACAGAACAAAUGUGAAUGCUCAGUGCAAAUCUUGUCAAAGGAGAAUUAGGAAGAUCAUUAUAUCUACAGGAGCAUAAAAGAGAGGAAUUCGAAGAAGCAUUGUCUAAUUGUGAAGGAUUUGAAGAGAGCCAUCAAAAAUAUACUGACCUCUUUAAUUUCAUUAUUUCAGAUGGGUUCAAAUCAGUAAAAGAAUAUAGGAAUACAAUGGCUGGAAGGGGAAUCGAGAAUCCACCAUGGGUCGCAAGUGACAUUGCCACAAAAUAUGAAAUCAGGCAAUUAGAUAGCAUGCUGAGAGUCAUUGAGGGGACUUGUAGUGAUCAAGACAUCAGAGAGAUCUUUAAUUCUUCAAAAGAUACAGACAUAGAGGUGCAUGAUUCCUACUUAGAGCCCAUUCACAACUUCAUUGGAGCGUUGAACGGGAAAAUUCUUAACUUUGGGUAUACUUGUGAUGUGCUGUUUUAUGAAAACAAGACUUGGCUCUGCUCCCUCCUCACUUCAAUUUCCGCAAGGAAUAGACUUUUCUGUGUCAGAGAGGAGCAUCUGGAAAUUAACUCAGACGCCGAGAUGACAAUGGAAGCUGCUGAAAAAGAGAAAACUGAGUGCUUAAAGGCAAUUCUGAAGAUACAUCUCAGAGCAAUUUUUUUCUCUUGCAUCAACCUAGACCCUACAAAGGACAAAGCUGACCUACAGUUACUAAGGAAAGAUCACUUGAUAAAUACAUUUGCAUAUAUCCUUGGCAACUCAUUGUUCAUGGGCAAUCAAGGGCUUCAAAGCCUCAUGCAGGUACGAGAUGAGGUCUUCAACCACAAAAUAAUUGAAAAAGAGAGCUUCAACGCCUUGGAAGAACUUAUCGAAGACAAAGGGUUCAAACACCUCGAAGCACUGAUGGGCUCGAUCGAGGAGAACUUAGUUAAAGAUACAAAAGAUACAAAAAUAAAAUGGCUUAAGGGGAAAGACCUUUAUAUUGAGAAUUUAAAGCCUGUGACUAAGUUUACAGAGGCAUUUGAGAAAGCCACAAAGAAGAAGCUAUCGGACCAGACAGAUGAGCACUUAAAGAAAAUCUGAGGAGACACCGAUAAAAAGAAAGCAGCAGAGUACAAAGCUCUACAAGCUACUUAUGGGUAUGAGAUCUUUAAGCAAUCAAAGAUCAAGAUUAAGUUGUCUUCAAUGAUUGAGCUUCUGCUCAAGAUUUCCAAGAAUGAUCUGAAGAGCCUCAGAGAUCUGAUGAUGUUUACACUCCCUCUAUUCUCGAAAAUACACAGAGGAAUUGAAAUUCUUCAGUUUUGUAUGCUGGUUAUUGAAGAGAGACUGCCAAGGGUCUCCCAGAAAGCCCAGACUGAUAAAAAGCAGACUUCUGCUUUGGUCAAGAAGUUACCAGAAUUGAUUGAGAUUUUCAGAGAAGCAGUUAUUCACAAAUCUUUAAUCAGUAAGCCAGCUGCAAAGAAGCCAGCUCCUAAGAAGAAAGUAGUUCCUUCUAAGAAGGGUGAUCCAAAGAAGAAAGUUGAUCCGAAGAAAGUUGACCCUAAGAAAGUUGAUCCUAAGAAAGUUGACCCGAAGAAAGUCGAUCCAAAGCAAAAGAAUGUUGUAGUGAAGAAAGAUAAGUUAAAAACAUUGGCUUCGGCUCUUGGUGCUUCUAAAGCUGCCAAGUCUCCUUCAAAGCCAGCACCUAAGGCUCCUCCAACGCCAGCUCCUAAGGGUCCUUCAAAGCCAGCACCCAAGGCUCCAGCCAAGCCUGCGAAACCUCCUGCCAAGAAGCCGGUAGUUAAAAAGGAAGAUCCCCAAGUAAAGAUUGACAAGAGUAUGAUGAAAGCAGUUGCAAGCCUCAUCUCGCUCUUCAUGUAUAUCUUCGAUACCAGAGAUAGCAACCCAGAUGUGCCCGAAUACAUGGCCAAAUUUAGACUCACUUUGAUAGAUGUCAAUGCAGCAUUAAAACUAGCUGGGAAACCCCAGAUCGAUGAGGGGCGCCAAACAAACUUGCUCACCUUCAUUGUAGGAGUCUGCAAGGAGGACUACAAGAUGCUUAUAAACUUGGCUUGAGACCUCGGAAUGUUCGAGGACAAGAAGAUCAAGAACUUCAUCAACAUUUUCAAGAAGUUCCAGACCAUAAUCUACGGAAAGCAGGUGUACGGAAUCCCUCAGCUAUCUCAAGACCUUACUCGUAUGCAUCAUGCCGUGAAGAAGUCCUUCAAAGAGCAAAAUUACAGCCUGAGGGGAGCAGUCAAGAUGAUUGCUAGUGAAGGUGCCGAAGAAGCUAAGGUCAGGAAAGAGAAUGUGAAGAAGGAUGUCUCUAAGAGAGCUAAGCAAGCAGGCAACUUUGUCAUUAGCUCCGUCGGCAACCAGAUGACAGACCUAGUUUAUAAGGACCUCUUCACCAUGUUUGACAGAGAUGGCUCUGGAGUUAUAAGCUAUGGUGAGUUUAAAGAUCUUUGCAGGUAUAUGGGUCUUCAGAUGAACGAAGAGAGAUCACUAAAGCUCUUCGCACAGGCUGAUUAUAGUGGCAAUAAUUAUAUUGAUAGUGAAGAGUUUGGCAAGGCAAUGGUUCUAAUCAAACUUGAACUCGCACAGAAUUCUCUAAGGGAGCUUGGACUGACUACAGAUGACUUGAUUACAUUUGGAAUCCUGGCUAUUGCUUAUCUUGUAGUUGGCCUAGCAUUUAUUUUCCUGGGCAUCUUUGCCUUCAGUAGAGCCGAUAGCUUCAGUGCUGUGAUCAAUUCAGUAUUUCCUAUCGCAGCAGGAGCAAGCUCAGUAUCUCAGAGUUCUUCCAUUUACGAUAGAGUAAAAAUGGUCGAGGCUCACAUUGCAGAAUCCUUCAAAGAUAUGGAUAAGAAGAAAAAGAAAUAACUAGUUUAGAUUUAAUCGAACUUAAUCCAA
Messenger RNA from Moneuplotes crassus, 12348 nucleotides. The record is from the annotation of a GenBank genome assembly. NCBI's taxonomy places the organism in Eukaryota, Ciliophora, Spirotrichea, Euplotida, Euplotidae.